Molecule: messenger RNA, 1242 nt
Organism: Euleptes europaea (tarantolino)
Lineage: Eukaryota; Metazoa; Chordata; Lepidosauria; Squamata; Sphaerodactylidae
Product: protein FAM47A-like
Exons: 7
Coding region: 1-1242 (413 amino acids)
Source: RefSeq, a predicted model, not a curated record
AUGCCAUUCAGGUGCUUCCAAAAACACAACUUUACCAAAGCUAGGCUCUCCGAUUCCUUAAACAGCCGGCGCUGGAGGUUCUUGCAAAGCGGCCCGGAUGACCUCAGAGCUGGCCUCCCUCCUCUAAGUGACAGCAUUAUCACUGAGCCCAGAAAGGGUCCCGUCCCGGUUCUUCUCUGCAGCAGAUCUGAGGCUCUGCGCAAGACUCAGCCAAGAUCCAAAAAGACGGCACUCAAGUCCCAGAGCCGCACCUGCAAACUCGGUCAGAUGCGGCAGGCCAGGAAGGAGAUGGUCACUCAGACCGAGUACUGCCUCAGCCGACACCCGUUGGCUCUCUAUCCUCACCUGGCGGAAAGUAUCUCUCCGGAGCUUUUCCGAGAGGUCGUGGGUAUCCUGGAUCCUGAGAUGCUUCCGCUCAGUGAAGAAGAGAAGGCUGAUAUGGAACAGGAGUGCCUGGCUUUGUCUGGGAUACAGUCUUGGUUGGAGGGUAAAGGGAAAAGAAAGACAAAGCCCAAGAGGUCGCAUAAGGGCAAGGAUCUGAAAGUCAAGGACCCUUACACGUGGUUCUCCAAACAAGAAGUGGCAAAAAGAGAAAGGGAAGCCAGGCUGAAUUACAUUCCUCCCCUCGACGACAGCGUAAAGGAAGCCACGAAGGAGUUUUGCAGAUGGUUUGAUUCUCUGGGAGGAGAGAAAUAUAACAUCGACGAAGCCAGCAUUAUAAGCCUUUUUGACUCACAUUAUGAAACCAGACCCCCCGUCUCUGUUCCUAUACAUGUGGUGGAGCUGAACAAUUUGCCAUCUGAGCUGAGGAAAUACUUGGGGAUGCCACUUUCCCAAGACCCCAUGAAGAAACCUGCUCCACAAGGAAGCCAGUGUAAGGAACUUCACCAACCCAAGAGGGAGAAGAUCAGAUAUGGCGCAUGGUAUCUGGACCCAAGGACGUGGAAAAAGCAGAAAGCCAAAGAACCUUUAGAAGAUCCACAGCUGAAGGCUACAAGCAUCAAGAAUGCAAGGCAGAUAUUAGGUGAAAAGGAUGCUGAGAUCACGCAACUUUAUGGAACCCACGCUUUUAAGAAAUUCCUGGAAAGGAAAGGCUACCACGUCCCAGAGUUCCUGGAACAGAUGCUAGCUGUCCAGAAUGCUCUAGGACCCCAAACCAGAGCUGUGAAGGACUCCAAGAAUAAAUUUCAGAAACGCAAGGAGCUCCAAGAAAACACAUCCUCAGAUACUGCGAACGAAUGA